Molecule: messenger RNA, 537 nt
Organism: Dibothriocephalus latus
Lineage: Eukaryota; Metazoa; Platyhelminthes; Cestoda; Diphyllobothriidea; Diphyllobothriidae
Source: the annotation of a GenBank genome assembly
AAAGGCAAGUACGCUGUAGAUGAGAGUUUGAGCAAGUCAAGCCGUCAUCUCCUCUCUCGCCUGCUUUGCGUUGAUCCAGAAAAACGCAUAAAUAUGCAAGAACUUUGCAACCAUCCCUGGGUAAUGGGAGAAGACUUGGGACCUAUCGAUCUCCUGCUGGACGUGAAACACAACCUACCCCUGAACUCAGAUAUUGUUCGCGAGAUCUCCUCCUACACACAUAUCCCCAAAGUUGAAAUGUCCCGGAUGCUGCGUAAGCGGUCGUACGACUACCUCAUGGCCACCUAUAUGAUAAUGGAGCAGCUGUAUCUGGUCGAGGGCAUUCUUCUCCGACUCCAGCGUCGGGAUCAGGUCAAGAGCCGGCACCAAGCAUCGGCGGACUGGGAAGUUGCAGACACUCCCAGUACCACUCCGGCCCCUCGAGUGCGGCCUGCACGGCACAACACAACCUGUGGCUCCGGUUUAACAUAUCAGGGAAAUUCAGAUAAAGAGAACGUAUUUCAGACUCCCCUUCCGCUGUCUAACUCAGGGCCGCAG